UGUUCUUUCCCUGAAAGCAACACGAAGAAGCAGGGAAAAUUUUGAUUUUUAGAGCUACGCCUAGCUGGAAAACAGCUCUUAGGCAUCAUGGACGCAUCCUCUGAUGGGGGAGGAGCCCCAGAGGAAGCUUCUGUUGUAGAUACGAGUCAUUUUUUGAGCUAURUACGAAGAGUUAUCCCGCCUUUAUUUGAAGGCGAGAGUGAGGUUCCUCUAGAGCUAGACACUGCCUUGAAGGAGUCUUUGCACUUGGAUUAUAUCAAUAAAUAUGUCUCUGAUUCCCAAGUUCGAAGUCUUCUUGUUAUCAAGACACCGUUGAAGGACGAAGAAGAAGGAGACGAGACUGCUACURCGGAAACCAACGGGAAAGCUGCUUACUCUUUUGAUCUCGAUGUACACUACGAGGGYCCAAAGCUCGCCAGCAUUGCCUUCAUCAAACGAGGCGCAAUCAUCGAAGCUGACAAAAAAAUUGCUUCACAGAUUAGAYUGUUUAACUUAAGUGAAGGUUCYCCCUAUGAAACACUCCAUUCUUACAUUAGCAAUGCUGUUUCGCCGUAUUUUAAAUCUUUUGUCAGAAGAUCUGGAAAAGCAGACAGGGAUGGUGACAAGAUGGUUCCCUCUGUCGAAAAGAAGAUUGCAGAACUGGAAAUGGGACUGCUGCAUUUGCAACAGAACAUCGACAUCCCUGAAAUCUCUCUUCAAAUUCACCAGCAAGUCACAUCGAUGGUGAAGAAAUGCUCAGCUGAAGAAAARAGAAGACCAAAAGUACAAGACUUUGGAGAUAAGGUGGAAGAUUCAACAUUCUUGAAUCAGCUUCAAAAUGGUGUGAAUAGAUGGAUAAGGGAGAUACAAAAGGUCACAAAACUUGAUCGUGAUCCUGCAUCAGGUACAGCYCUACAAGAGAUCAGCUUCUGGUUGAAUCUGGAAAGYGCUUUGRUAAGAAUCCAYGACAUCAGAGAGAGUCCAGACAUUGCMUUGACCUUGGAUAUAUUGAAACAUGGCAAGAGGUUUCAUGCAACUGUCAGUUUUGACACRGAUACAGGUUUAAAGCAAGCACUGGCUACUGUUAAUGAUUAUAGUCCACUGAUGAAAGACUUUCCUUUGGAUGAUUUGCUCUCUGCCACUGAACUGGACAAAAUAGGKCUUGCGAUAAAUGCAAUCUUUACACACCUGAAAAAGAUACGUAGCACAAAAUAUCCCAUCCAYAGAGCUUUGAGGCUGGUGGAAGCGAUAUCUAGAGACCUUAGCACCCAGCUCCUUAAGGUUCUUGGCACAAGAAGACUGAUGCAUAUCCCACAUGAUGAGUUUGAAAAGAUAAUGUUGGCCUGCUUUGACGUCUUCUCCACUUGGGAUGAUGAGUAUGAGAAAUUACAAGGUCUUCUUAGAGACAUAGUGAAGAAGAAYAGAGAGGAGAGCCUAAAGAUGGUUUGGAGAGUUAACCCAGCUCACAAACGACUACAAGCUAGACUUGAGCAGAUGAGAAAGUUCAGACACCAACAUGAGCAACUUCGUGCUGUCAUUGUGCGCGUUCUUCAACCUCCUGCUGUAGGACAGCCUCAGGGGGGUCCCCCUGGAGUAGCUCCUGCUCAAGAGAAGAAGGAAGCUAAGUCUGAUGUYCAGUUAGACCCAGCUGAUGCAAACGCCAUCCAGGAAGUGAACCUUGCUUAUGAGAAUGUCAAGGAAGUUGAUGGUCUUGAUGUAUCAAAGGAAGGCUCAGAAGCUUGGGAGGCUGCUAUUAAAAGAUACGAUGAGCGRAUUGACAGAGUAGAGACUCGUAUAACUGCAAGACUAAGAGAUCAACUUGGCACAGCUAAAAAUGCCAAUGAGAUGUUCAGAAUCUUCUCCAGGUUCAAUGCCCUGUUUGUGAGGCCYCACAUCAGYGGAGCCAUCCGCGAAUACCAAACACAACUUAUUCAGCGUGUGAAGGAUGAUAUCGAAGCUUUACAUGACAAAUUCAAGGUCCAAUAUCCACAUAGUAGAGCUUGUAAAAUGAGUAAGGUGCGUGAUCUGCCACCAGUCUCAGGAUCUAUCAUAUGGGCCAGGCAAAUAGAUCGACAGCUGUCAGCUUACAUGAGGAGGGURGAAGAUGUUCUUGGCAAAGGCUGGGAAAACCAUGUGGAAGGUCAGAGAUUGAAAGCUGAUGGAGACAGCUUUAGACAGAAGUUAAACACACAGGAACUCUUUGAUGAAUGGUCAAGAAAAGUCCAACAGAGGAACCUUGGAGUAUCUGGCAGGAUUUUCACCAURGAYAGCCAGCGAGCAAGAGGAGGUGGAAGAGGACAAGUCCUGAAYCUGAAGGUUAACUUUCUUCCUGAAAUCAUCACWCUCUCAAAAGAGGUCCGCAACUUGAAGUGGUUGAAUUUCCGUGUUCCACUGGCAAUAGUCAACAAGGCACAUCAAGCAAACCAGCUCUAUCCWUUUGCCAUCUCUUUGAUUGAGAGUGUGAGAACCUAUGAAAGAACAUGUGAAAAGGUGAGGUUUAUAAACAGUGCUUUUUGGGUACCCUGUGGUAAACAACAGGAAUCCCACACUUCAUUUGGCAACCCUMUGGCCUACCACAGGAACCUAAAAAARAAACUUUUGGAAUAUCAAAAAAUCUUUUUGAAAAUGUUCAUUCAGGYCUUUUAAAAAAUUGAUAUGGCGUAGUCACUUUUCGAUGAGGAAGAGAUUAUUGAAGAAGYGGUGAUAUUAAAUGAAAUGCAAGCAUAUUGGUUGUGUAUCAAUGUUCUCUCUUCUAUUAAAAGGUUGAGGAUAAGAACUCCAUUGCUCCAUUGGUUNCUUACAAUGCAGUUAAAAGGAAAUGUACAAUGUACUUGUUUCCAGGUCGAGAUGCGUCUGUCAAGUCGCCUUCAGGCUGGUAUCAAAAGCUGGACUGACUGUCUAAGAGGAAACAAGAGCACCAAGCACCUUGAUGAUACUGAUACUGCAUCACUUGCAGCACACAAACCUGGUGGAGAUCCAGACAUCCUUCAAUCAAUCCAUGAAGUCUGCAUCCAGAACCAAGUGCUUUUCAUGCGACCUCCUGUAGAACGAGCAAGAGAGCAUUUGGUCAAUGAGAUGCACAGAUGGGUCGGCAUUAUAACUAUGUUGCCAAGGAUACAAAGCUCAAGAUAUCAGGUUGGGGUUGAGCGUGAUGAAUCAGAAUCAGAGACCACCUACAGGAAUCUUCUUGCUAAGCUGCCCGAGGGACCUGUUGUACUUGAACAGGCAUACGCUGCUGUUGAAGAAAGAGUUGCUAAAGUAGAAGAGUAUGAACACAUGUGGCUGCAGUACCAGGCAUUGUGGGAUAUGGAUAUUGGUAAUGUCUAUAACAGGCUCGGCGAAGAUCUUAGCAAGUGGAUGAAAGUACUUAAGGAAAUCAAGAGAUCACGUGUAACCUUUGACACCUCUGAUACCAAGAAAGUGUUUGGUCCAGUUGUAGUUGACUUUGCUCAAGUUCAGUCUAAAGUCAACAUGAAAUAUGACACUUGGCACAAAGAUGUACUCAGCAAGUUUGCCUCAAGACUGGGUGAUGGAAUCCAGGAAUUCUAUGGCACUGUUUCCAAGGCACGAGGUGAUAUGGAACAGCAGACAAUUGAAGGAGCUUCGACAUCAGAUGCUGUGGCUUUUAUCACUGUGGUCCAAUCACUGAAAAGAAAGCUGAAAAACUGGGAUAAGAAUGUUGAGGAACUCUGGUUCCAAGUGAAGAGAAAGUCCAGGUAGCAUUGGAGGAGCUUCAGGACCUGAAAGGUGUCUGGUCUGAACUGGCCAAAUUCUGGGAGAAAAUCGAAGAACUGAAGGAAAGACCAUGGUUGUCUGUACAGCCAAGAAAGCUUCGUCAGUCUCUGGAAGGUUUGCUGAAUGACAUGAAGGCUCUCCCUUCACGAUUGCGCCAAUAUUCAUCAUUUGAAUUUGUUCAGAAUACUAUCAAGUCUUAUCUAAAGAUCAAUGUGUUGAUAGUGGAGCUGAAAUCKGAGGCACUYAAGGAGCGACACUGGAAGAACCUGAUGAGAAGGCUUCAUGUUAGUUGGGUUUUGACUGAUUUAACCCUUGGUCAAGUCUGGGACGUUGACUUGUUGAAGAACGAAGCUGUUGUAAAGGACACKAUUCUUGUAGCUCAAGGRGAAAUGGCKCUGGAAGAAUURUUGAAACAGGUUCGUGAUGUAUGGCAAGGCUUUGAGCUGGAUUUGGUGAACUACCAAAACAAGUGCCGUAUCAUCCGUGGUUGGGACGAGCUGUUCACCAAGGUCAAAGAACACAUCAACAGCAUUUCUGCCAUGAAACUGUCACCUUAUUACAAGGUUUUUGAGGAAGAUGCUCUUCAAUGGGAAGAAAAGCUCAACCGCAUCCAUGACAUCUUCGAUGUCUGGAUCGAUGUCCAGCGACGAUGGGUUUACCUUGAUGGUAUUUUCAGUGGAAGUGCUGACAUCAAGACUCUCCUUCCUGUGGAAACUCAGAGAUUUGGAAGUAUCAGCACUGAGUUCUUAACACUGAUGAAGAAGGUCGCCAAGUCACCUAAGAUCAUUGAUGUCCUUAACAUCCAGGGUGUCCAGCGACAGCUUGAGAGGCUGGCUGACUUYCUCGGCAAGAUCCAGAAGGCUUUGGGAGAGUACUUGGAACAAGAGAGAGCUUCAUUUCCAAGGUUUUACUUUGUUGGUGAUGAAGAUCUUCUGGAAAUCAUUGGAAACAGCAAGAGCAUUCCCAAACUACAAAAGCACUUCAAGAAGAUGUUUGCUGGAGUUGCAAGCAUAGUUCUGAAUGAAGAGGAAACAUUAGUUACAGGUCUCAGCUCUAAAGAAGGAGAGGAAGUUGUCUUCAAGAAGCCAGUUGACCUCAAGCAGAAUCCCAAGGUCAAUGAAUGGCUUACUUGUGUUGAGAAUGAAAUGCGCACCAGUUUGGCGACCCUGUUAGCAUCUGCCGUCAAGGAGAUUCACCAGUUCAACACAGAGAAGAUUGACAGUCAAGAGUACAUGGGAUGGGUUGACAAAUACCAGGCUCAAUUGGUUGUACUAGCUGCACAGAUUUCCUGGUCUGAAAGCUGUGAGAAUGCUCUUCAGGCAAUUGCCAACAAGCCAUCAGACAUGAGUCCUCUAGAGAAAGUGCUCAAAGUGGUGGAAUGUACCUUAAAUGUUCUSGCUGACUCAGUAUUACAGGAACAGCCUCCUGUCAGAAGACGCAAACUGGAGCAUUUGAUCAUUGAACAUGUACAUCAACGUGACAUCACAAGGACGUUGGUCAAUGCCAAAGUCACUGGCAACAAGGCCUUUGAGUGGUUAAGUCAGAUGCGCUUCUACUUUGACCCUAAGCAGAAGGAUGUUCUCAAGCAGUUGUCCAUCCAUAUGGCCAAUGCUAAGUUCAACUAUGGCUUUGAGUAUCUUGGAGUGCAAGAUAAGCUAGUGUCAACACCAUUGACUGACCGUUGCUACUUGACCAUGACUCAAGCURUGGAGGGAAGGCUMGGAGGUUCUCCAUUUGGACCUGCUGGAACUGGAAAGACAGAGUCAGUGAAAGCGCUUGGUCACCAACUUGGCCGAUUUGUAUUGGUCUUCAACUGCGAUGAGAACUUUGAUUUCCAGGCAAUGGGUCGUAUCUUCCUUGGUUUGUGCCAUGUGGGAGCAUGGGGCUGCUUUGAUGAAUUCAAUCGUUUGGAGGAACGAAUGUUGUCUGCAGUCUCUCAGCAAAUUCAGACAAUCCAGCAAGCAUUGAAAGAGAGUGGAGAAAGCGAAACAUCAUUGACCAUUGAACUAGUCGGCAAACAAGUCAAGGURAGCAAGAACAUGGCUAUCUUCAUUACCAUGAACCCUGGAUAUGCUGGRCGAUCCAACCUGCCUGACAACCUUAAGAAGUUAUUCCGUAGUCUUGCCAUGACCAAGCCAGACAGACAACUCAUAGCUGAGGUUAUGCUGUACUCACAGGGCUUCCGAACYGCAGAGAAGCUUGCUAGCAAGAUUGUUCCUUUCUUCAAAUUGUGUGAUGAACAACUGUCAAAUCAGUCUCAUUACGACUUUGGUCUCCGUGCCUUGAAGAGUGUUCUCAUCAGUGCUGGAAAUGUAAAGAGAGACAUGAUCCAGAAGAUCAAAGAGGACUUGACUUCCAAAGGAGAAAAAGCAGACGAGGCUGCAAUAUCAGAAGGACUCAAUGAACAAGAGAUCCUGAUUCAGAGUGUAUCAGAGACAAUGGUUCCCAAACUUGUAGCCGAGGACAUCCCACUUCUUCAAAGCCUUCUGUCAGACGUCUUCCCAGGUGUGAAGUAUGUGUACUGCAAUUGUACCAAAUCUGUCAAAUCCACCAUGGACUAAUGAUGGUUGGACCAAGUGGUAGUGGUAAAUCAACAGCAUGGAGAGUCUUGUUGAAGGCCUUGGAYAGAGUAGAGGGAGUAGAAGGUGUAUCACAUGUCCUCAAUCCUAAGGCCAUCUCUAAGGAGUUCCUCUAUGGUACWCUYGARCCKAACACAAGAGAAUGGACUGAUGGAUUGUUUACACAUGUUCUCAGAAAGAUCAUUGAGAAUGUACGUAAUGAGCUGAGUAAGCGUCAAUGGAUUGUAUUCGAUGGUGACGUUGAUCCUGAGUGGGUUGAAAACUUGAACAGUGUMCUUGAUGACAACAAGUUGCUAACACUGCCAAAUGGUGAACGUCUUGCCAUCCCACCAAAUGUCCGCAUCAUGUUUGAGGUACAAGACCUUCGUUUUGCUACUCUGGCUACUGUCAGUCGAUGUGGUAUGGUCUGGUUUAGUGAGGAUGUGUUGUCAACAGAGAUGAUCUUUGAGAACUACUUGUCUCGCAUGGGUAAGAUCCCUAUUGAAGAAGCUGAAGAAGAGGCCAGGCGUAUCAGAUCACCUCAAGAAGAAGAGGCACUCUCUCCAUCAAUGCAGGUCCAGAGAGAUGUGGUUGAAAUCCUGCGUGCACACUUUGUAUCCAARGGCCUUGUCAUGAAGUGRCUGGAYUAUGCCUURAGCCAGGAACAUGUGAUGGACUUCACAAGYAUGAGYGCYUUGGAAUCCCUGUUUUCUAUGCUACACCAAGGCAUCAGGAAUGUAUUGCUGUACAACCAACAYCAUCCUGAUUUCCCAAUGGAGAGAGACCAGUUAGAGCGCUAUGUACCGAGGUACCUAGUUUUCUCUAUUGUAUGGUCAUUCAGUGGUGAUGGCAGACUGAAGAUCCGUGAAGAGCUUGGUGCACACAUCAAAAACAUCACAACUAUCCCACUUCCAUCUAGUUCUUCUCCACUAAUUGACUAUGAGGUUACAAUCCAGGGAGAGUGGCUUCUAUGGCAGUCCAAAGUCCCACAAAUUGAGGUGGAAACACACAAAGUUGCAGCUCCUGAUGUUGUUGUACCAACUAUUGACACCGUCCGUCAUGAAUCCUUACUGUAUACCUGGCUGGCAGAACACAAGCCCCUGGUACUGUGUGGACCACCUGGUAGCGGCAAAACCAUGACGUUGUUUAGUGCUUUGAGAGCCCUACCAGAUAUGGAGGUUGUAGGUUUGAACUUCUCUAGUGCCACUACACCAGAACUACUCCUGAAGACAUUUGAUCACUACUGCGAAUACAGGAGGACACCCAACGGCAUUGUCUUGGCUCCUGCUCAGCUUAACAAGUGGAUGGUGCUCUUCUGUGAUGAGAUUAAUCUACCAGAUAUGGACCACUAUGGAACCCAGCGUGUCAUCUCAUUCUUGCGUCAGAUUGUUGAGCAUGGAGGAUUUUUCCGUAGUUCAGAUCAGGCUUGGGUUACCCUGAACGAUUCACCCAAGACAUGCAACCACACUACAUCUACAGUCCAAGAGAAAUGACUCGUUGGGUUAGAGGCAUUUGUGAAGCCAUGAGACCUUUAGAGACCAUGAGUGUUGAGCAGCUUGUCAGGAUCUGGGCUCAYGAAGCAUUGAGGCUUUUCCAGGACAGGCUUGUUGAAGAAGAUGAGCGCAAAUGGACAGAUGAAAAUGUGGACAUGAUAGCUUUGAAACACUUCCCCAACAUUGACAGCAAAGCAGCACUAUGCAGACCUAUUCUGUACAGUAACUGGCUGUCCAAGGACUAUGUUGCAGUUGAUCAGGAAGAACUGMGAGACUUUGUCAAAGCAAGACUGAAGGUGUUCUAUGAAGAAGAACUUGAUGUUCCAUUAGUGUUGUUCAAUGAAGUACUGGACCAUGUCCUKCGUAUUGACAGGAUAUUCAGACAACCUCAAGGUCAUGUACUUCUUAUUGGUGUAAGUGGUGCUGGUAAAACCACUCUGUCAAGAUUUGUUGCUUGGAUGAAUGGYUUGAGUGUCUUCCAAGUCAAGAUUCAUCGCAAGUACACAGCAGCUGAUUUUGAUGAAGAUCUUCGUAAUGUGUUGAGAAGAUCAGGCUGUAARAAUGAGAAGAUUGCAUUCAUCUUAGAUGAGUCGAACAUCAUGGAGUCUAGCUUCUUGGAAAGAAUGAACACGCUCCUUGCUAAUGGAGAGGUUCCAGGUCUGUUUGAAGGAGAUGAAUACACAACCUUGAUGACACAGUGCAAGGAAGGRGCUCAAAGAGAAGGUCUUAUGCUGGACUCUAGUGAAGAACUUUAUAAAUGGUUUACAACUCAGGUUAUUACAAACCUGCAUGUUGUCUUCACAAUGAAUCCAUCAUCUGAAGGUCUUAAAGACAGAGCAGCRACAUCCCCUGCUCUUUUCAACAGGUGUGUCCUCAACUGGUUUGGUGACUGGUCAACUGGAGCUCUGUACCAAGUUGGCAAGGAAUUUACCAGCAAACUUGACCUGGACAAGUCUACGUAUUCUGCUCCACCAUACUUACCAGUAGUCUACCAAGAGCUCCCUGUACCACCAACUCACCGUGAAGCUGUUAUCAAUGCGUUUGUMUUUGUACAUCAAACCCUACAUGAAGCCAACUCAAGGCUUAUGAAGAAAGGCAGUCAAGUUAUGGCAAUAACACCACGUCACUAUUUAGACUUCAUUAAUCACUAUGUCAAGCUUUUCAAUGAGAAGAGAUCGGAUCUUGAGGAGCAGCAGCUUCACUUGAAUGUUGGUCUUCAAAAGAUCAGAGAGACAGUUGACCAGGUUGAAGAACUUCAAAAGAGUUUGUCUCUCAAGAGCCAAGAGCUUGAAGCAAAGAAUUCUUUAGCAAACCAGAAACUYAAGCAAAUGGUCAAAGACCAACAAGAAGCCGAGAAGAAGAAAGUCACAUCAAUGGAGAUCCAAUCCACAAUUGAGAAACAAACAGAAAUGAUCCAGGAAAAACAGAAGUUUGUCAUGGAGGACUUAGCCAAAGUGGAACCAGCAGUAGAAGAAGCUAGACAAGCUGUAAAGGGAAUCAAGAAACAACAUCUUGUUGAAAUCCGUACAAUGAACAAUCCACCAGGAGCCGUUAAGGUUGCUUUAGAGUCCAUCUGUUUACUGCUUGGAGAGAAGGCUUCAGAUUGGAAACAAAUCCGUGGUGUUAUAAUCAGAGAUAACUUCAUYUCCACCAUCGUUAACUUCAACACUGAAGAUAUCACUGAGGAUCAAAGAAGUAUUAUGAACUCCAAGUACUUGAAGAGUCCAGAAUACAGUUUUGAGAAGGCAAACAGAGCUAGUCAAGCAUGUGGACCUCUGGUCAAAUGGGCAAUUGCACAGGUACAAUAUGCAGACAUGUUGGGACGCGUGGAACCACUAAGAAAUGAACUAAAAAAACUUGAGAUGGAUGCACAAUCCACCAGAAUCAAGUCUGACGAAAUCAGUCAUGUUAUUGCUGAUUUGGAGAAGAGUAUUUCUCGCUACAAGGAGGAAUAUGCUGCACUUAUCAGUCAGGCUCAGGCCAUUAAAACAGACCUGGCYACUGUUGAGGCUAAGGUUAGUCGUAGUACUGCCUUGUUGCGUAGUCUGUCGGURGAGAGACAAAGGUGGGAGACUGGUAGCAAUGCUUUCCAGACACAAAUGGGGACAAUUGUUGGUGACGUCCUCUUGUCAUCAGCCUUCCUGGCUUAUGGAGGUUACUUUGACCAGCAAUAUCGUCAGAAUCUGUUCAGUACCUGGUCACACCAUCUUCAACAGGCCAACAUUCAAUACAGACCAGACAUUGCACGUGUUGAGUAUCUGUCAACUGCCGAUGAUCGUCUCAAAUGGCAAGCCAACUCGUUACCAGCAGAUGAUUUGUGUACAGAGAAUGCCAUCAUGUUACAGAGGUUCAACCGYUAUCCACUUAUCAUCGAUCCAUCUGGACAGGCUACUGAAUUUAUCAUGAAUGAAUACAAAUCAAAAAGAAUCAGUAAAACAAGUUUCCUUGAYGAUGCUUUCCGUAAGAACCUUGAAAGUGCACUAAGAUUUGGUAAUCCACUUCUAGUCCAGGAUGUGGAAAGCUAUGAUCCAAUCUUAAAUCCUGUAUUAAACCGUGAGCUGCGCAGGACUGGUGGACGUGUAUUGAUUACUCUUGGUGACCAGGACAUUGAUUUAUCUCCGUCUUUCACUAUCUUCCUCUCUACAAGAGAUCCUACAAUUGAGUUCCCACCUGAUAUCUGUUCACGUGUGACCUUUGUCAACUUUACCGUGACAAGAAGCAGUCUACAGAGCCAAUGUCUCAACCAGGUCCUCAAAGCAGAAAGACCAGAUGUUGAUGAGAAGCGUUCUGAUCUCCUGAAACUACAAGGUGAGUUCCAUUUGAGACUGAGACACUUGGAAAAGUCCCUUCUACAGGCAUUGAAUGAAGCUAAAGGAAAGAUUUUAGAUGAUGAUCGUAUUAUUGCAACUUUGGAGAAGCUGAAAGAAGAGGCUGCAGAGAUCACAAGGAAGGUUGAGGARACUGAUGUUGUUAUGGCUGAAGUYGAGACAGUAUCUGAGCAGUACAGGCCAUUGUCUAUUUACUGCAGUAGCAUCUACUUUACUCUGGAAGCCCUGCACAUGAUUGUGUAUAACAGAGUUGCRCGUGGUAUGAUGCACAAUGAUCGCAUGACUUUUGCCAUCCUUCUUUGYCGUAUCUUUUUACGAGGACACCCCAGUGAGAAAGAGUAYGAGGAGGAAUUYAGCAUGUUUAUGCGUGGAAGUGAAGCAGURCCAGCCAGUAAACCACARCGCUUGCAAGGAUUUACUCCAGAGCAGGCAAGUGCUCUGACAAGACUUGGACAAAUGGAUGCCUUCAAGAACAUGCAGACAUACAUYAACUCYAAUAGAAGAGAGUUCUUUGAGUGGAUAGAGUCAAUCACACCAGAAACAGAYGUCCCAUCAUGCUGGGAUGCAAGCCUUAAUCUUACUCCAACAGGAAAGUCAGUCCACCAGCUUCUCGUGAUCCAGGCUCUUCGACCUGACCGUGUCAUUGCCAUGCUGCAYCAAGUGGUGGAUGUAAUCUUUGGGGAGUCCUUUAUGCAUGACGCAGAGCAAGGGCUUGACCUUGCAACAGUUGUUGAAAAGGAGGUCAAGGCAUCAACACCAUUGYUAUUGUGCUCAGUGAUUGGUUACGACGCCAGUGGAUGGGUAGACGACUUGGCUGCAAAUCAAAACCAAUCUUGCUCAUCAAUUGCUAUYGGUUCUGCUGAAGGAUUCAAUGAUGCAGAGAAAGCCAUCAACUCUGCUGUCAAGUCGGGAAGAUGGGUGCUUUUAAAGAAUGUUCAUCUUGCUCCACAAUGGYUAGUCACUCUAGAGAAGAAGCUACACACUUUAAGCCCACAUGCCAACUUCAGGCUCUUCAUGACUAUGGAGAUYAACCCCAAGGUUCCUGUCAAUCUAUUGCGUGCGUCACGUAUCUUUGUCUUUGAGCCUCCACCUGGUGUCAAGGCAAAUCUGCUCAGGACAUUCAGUGCAGUUCCAGCAUCACGCAUGUGUCAGGCUCCAAGUGAACGGGCCCGUCUUUAUUUCCUACUGGCAUGGCUGCAUGCUAUUGUCCAGGAACGUCUACGUUAUUCCCCACUGGGAUGGUCCAAGCGGUAUGARUUYACUGAGUCUGAUCUUAGAGUUGGUUUUGAUACACUUGACACAUGGCUGGACUCCGUGGCACAGGGSCGUAAUAAUCUACCUCCAAAGAAAAUCCCUUGGGAUGCUCUUAGAGCUUUGAUGUCGUCAGCAAUUUAUGGUGGACGUAUUGACAAUGAUUUUGAUCAGCGUCUUCUGACUACCUUUGUAAAUCGGCUGUUCAUUGUGAAUAGCUUUGAGCCAGAUUUCCCACUGAUUAUUGAUGUUGAUGGMAAAGGCAAGAAUAUCAUCAUGCCAGAAGGCAUUAGACGUGAACAGUUUGUCCAGUGGGUUGAUAAGCUACCCGACAUUCAGACRCCAUCUUGGUUAGGACUGCCUAACAACGCMGARAARCUUCUAUUGACUCAGAGAGGUCAAGACCUUAUUGCCAAGCUACUGAAGAUGCAACUUCUUAGUGAUGAUGACGAACUGGCAUACUCUCCUGAUGCAACCAGACCGCCYGAACUGUUUGACGUACCGACAUCACUAACCAAAGGUCAGCUGGAUGAGCAGAAAAGACGUGAGAGUGAUCCACGUCCUCAAUGGAUGAGAACAUUGCACUCCACUGGAGCAAACUGGCUGGGAAUGAUUCCUAAGAUUCUCAACCCACUCAAAAGAACAAUGGAGAACAUCAAAGAUCCUCUGUUCAGAUACUUUGAAAGAGAAGUCAAUGCUGGAAUUUCUUUGCUCAACACUGUCAGGCAAAGCCUUAAUGAUACUAUCUUGGUGUGUGAAGCUCAGAAGAAACCUACCAACUACCUGCGUAAACUUAUGAGUGACUUAGCUAAAGGAAUCCUGCCUGUUGAUUGGCGUCGCUAUACUGUCCCCAAGGAACUUACUGUUCUYCAGUGGGUUGUUGAUUUCAGUGCUCGCAUCAAACAGCUACAGGCAAUAUCCCAAGCCGCAAACUCUGGUGGCUCAAAGGGCCUCAAGAAUCUUCAUAUUUGGCUUGGUGGCAUGUUUGUACCCGAGGCAUACAUUACCGCAUCGCGUCAGUAUGUUGCACAGGCCAACAAUUGGUCCCUUGAGGAACUAGCUUUGGAGGUUUUUAUAUCAACCAGUCAAAGAACACAUAUGGAUGAUUGCAGCUUUGGAGUCACAGGUCUAAGGUUACAAGGUGCWACAUGUCACAACAAUCAACUUGAACUGACAAGUUCCAUCUCUACUGAACUUCCUUUGACAAGCCUCAAAUGGAACAGRGUGCCCUCUGGUCAAGAGGUGAUGGCGCCAAAUAUGGUCACUUUACCUGUCUAUCUGAACCAGACAAGAACAGAGCUUCUCUUCACCCUUAAUAUGAACACCAAAGGGGAACCAGCAGGGCRUGGUCAUAGGUUCUACGAGAGGGGUGUUGCCUUCCUUGCCUCUUCCCUAAGUGGUUAGGACAGUGCAAGUAAUACAAGCAGACGUUUAGUACUGUAGUCCACUAUUCAAUAAGUCCAUUAUAAAUCUGUACUUGUAGUAUGAUAGCAUAAUAAUAUUGCAAUGAAUGUAAACAAGUUCUUGACAAUGGUUGUAAUGCUGCUAAGGAACGUGCUUGCUUUGCAUUCUUGGAAUAAAGUCUAUCUGCACAAUA
This is a messenger RNA of Exaiptasia diaphana, 13441 nucleotides long. Its product is annotated as cytoplasmic dynein 1 heavy chain 1-like. NCBI's taxonomy places the organism in Eukaryota, Metazoa, Cnidaria, Anthozoa, Actiniaria, Aiptasiidae. Gene Ontology annotation, molecular function: ATP binding; dynein intermediate chain binding; minus-end-directed microtubule motor activity. Gene Ontology annotation, biological process: microtubule-based movement. The record is from RefSeq and is a predicted model, not a curated record. Gene Ontology annotation, cellular component: dynein complex.